Seminavis robusta is the source of this 990-nucleotide messenger RNA. The record is from the annotation of a GenBank genome assembly. Lineage: Eukaryota; Bacillariophyta; Bacillariophyceae; Naviculales; Naviculaceae.
AUGGAAAAAGUAGUUGUGGAAGACACGGCAAUGCCCAUGUCAAACCGCCACCACCACACUGCUGAUGACGAUAACGACGCCAUCAUGAACGUGACGGAGACGACUCCAAUUUUGUCGACUGCAACAACAAGCACUGUUACGUUUACACCGCUGUUUCGAUUGACCGCAUUGGCAUGGUGUUCCACGAUUUCCUUUGCGCUGUUUGCGUUGUUUCAGUACGUAUUGCCGGCUAUAACAAGCACCAUAAGAAACGACGGCAACUAUCAACAGCGCUGGGAACAGACCGACCCUGGAUUGUACCGUAGUGGUAAAACUAGUACUGCCAACGGGUUGAUGGUGGUCCACAUGAUGGGUGGCAUCUUCCUCAUGUUGGCAGGGCCGAUCCAGCUCAUCCCGUGGAUGCGAAAGAACAAGCGCUUGCAGUAUCAUCGUUGGAUCGGACGGGUCUAUCUGCUGGCCGCCUUGACGGCGAGUUGCGGCGCCACAACGUUUGUCUUGUUGUUUCGAACAUCGCGAUUAUGGAUCCAUGAAGAUAUUCAAAAUGUCUUGUUUGGACUGGCCGUCAUUGCUUGCAGCCUGCAAUCGUACCGAUACAUUGCCAUACCAUCGCAGAAAGAUAUACAACUACACAAGUUCUGGAGCUGGAGCCUGGUUGGAUUUAUCUUCACCGGGGCACCCUUGUAUCGCAUUUGUUCCUGGCCCAUUUAUAUCUUGGCCACGAACGUGUUACCACCCGUGGGAAACAUCACUCCUCAUCCCAUCAUCAGCGCUUCCUUCUACUGCAUCUUUCUGCCGCUCAUCCUCUCUAUGAUAUUAUACAAGUAUCGUCACAACCAUCAUCAAUCAUGGAAACCUGACACGGGAGUCUUGAAUGGAGCGCUGGCAAUGCUGCUGGUGUUGUGGUUGCCCCUGUUGAUGUUCACGUGGAUACCCGCCAUAUUCGACCGACCCACGACCAAUGCAACCACGGAAAUGAAAAUCGAUGCAUAA